Messenger RNA from Entamoeba invadens IP1, 471 nucleotides. Its product is annotated as nuclear transcription factor Y subunit beta, putative. Gene Ontology annotation, cellular component: CCAAT-binding factor complex. Gene Ontology annotation, biological process: regulation of transcription by RNA polymerase II. Bases 1 to 471 code for a protein of 156 amino acids. Gene Ontology annotation, molecular function: protein heterodimerization activity; RNA polymerase II cis-regulatory region sequence-specific DNA binding; DNA-binding transcription activator activity, RNA polymerase II-specific. The transcript has 3 exons. Lineage: Eukaryota; Evosea; Mastigamoebida; Endamoebidae. The record is from RefSeq and is a predicted model, not a curated record.
AUGUUAAGUGGGUCAAACACGCCACACGACACAGAAACAACACAAAUUGACUUUGUUUCACAGACCAGUACAUCCCAAAGUAUCGCUGACAUGACUCUCCCACUUGCAAACACAACGCGUGUCAUGAGAGAUGCAAUUUCUACACCAACGAGUGGUGAAGUUCGAAUAUCAAAAGAUGCACAACAAUACAUGACCGAACUCGCUACAGAAUUCAUUCUGUUUAUCUCUUCAGAAGUCGCAGAUGUCUCUAAUAACUCAUCAAAGCCUAAACACACUCUUGUCGGGCAAGAUAUUAUUGAGGCUCUUAAACGUCUUGGGUUUGAUGCGUAUUGUCCUUCAUUACGUAAACACCUUGAAAAGUUUCAAUCUACAGAUAUUCCUGAAGAAGCUAUGGAAAAUAGAAAAAGACCAUCUUCAGACUUGGAGUUAAUCAACCCAGAAAAGCCAAUGUACACACCACCCCCUUUGUAA